AAUACCUAUUGGAUUGGGUAUAGUUUGAUUACCUUCUGGUUUCUUCACAACUUUGUUUGGUUUUGGAAAUAACUAAAAAUAUAACCAAAUCUUUGUUUUUCUGUUACGGUUGUAAAAUCCUGUCAUUGAAAGUUAGGUCAGUAUUGAACAACAAGAAUGGUUUGUAAUUCACAUCAGUAUAAAGAUGCAAUUUAAUGUACAUUAAUAUAUUGUAAAUCCAUUCCAUUUUUGUUUAUCUUCCCUUCCCAAAUCACAUUGCUCGGUUAGUAUAAGUACUAACUGUGGUAGCCCAUCACUCUCUCAUCCUUUACCACAGUACAGUUUUUACUCUUUUAAAUUUCAUUAUUCCUAUUGUGUAUAUUUUAACAGAUUAUCCUGACUAUACCUACUUUAGUGCUUACUUGUGCUUAAAUUUUUUUAAUUAGUUACAUAAUCUUUACCCCUUUUGCUUUUUCAGAUUUAUGGACAAGAAGUUAUCAUUGAAAUUAAAUGGUGGCAGACAUGUCCAAGGAAUAUUGAGGGGAUUUGAUCCCUUUAUGAAUCUUGUGAUAGAUGAAUGUGUGGAGAUGGCAACUAGUGGGCAACAGAACAAUAUUGGAAUGGUGGUAAUACGAGGAAAUAGUAUCAUCAUGUUAGAAGCUUUGGAACGAGUAUGAACAAUGGCUGUCUUCACCAGAGAAAUCAACUGCUUCCACAUGUCCUCUCUCCACAUUUUACUACGAUGAAAAUUGGGUCGUGUACAUUUUCUUACUGAACUUUUUUGUUAAAUAAACUUCUGUAAUAGUCAAAAAUGCUUUCUCAGCUGUUCUGAACAUAGAAGAUUUGCUCUUAUUCUGAUUUUUUUCUAUCAUGACCUGUUCCUGGUUGUGACUGAUUUGUUCACGGGUGGUGUUUUUUGUUUUUUCUGUUUGGGGGGCGGGUUUUGGCCAUGCUGGGUCUUCGUAGUUGCGUGCAGGCUUUCUCUAGUUGCAGUGAGCGGGGGCUAUUCUUUGUUGCAGUGCACGGGCUUCUCAUUAUGGUGGCUUCUCUCGUUGCAGAGCACAGGCUCUAGACGCUCAGGCUUCAGCAGUUGUGGCGCACGGGCUUAGCUCUACAGCAUGUGCGAUCUUCCUGGACCGGGGAUCAAACCCCCGUCCCCUGCAUUAGCAGGCGGAUGCUCAUCCACUAGAAUUCCCUGAGGUUUUUAAUGCAUUAAAAUACAAGAAUCUUAUUAAAUAUGAAACAUUG
Molecule: messenger RNA, 1227 nt
Organism: Orcinus orca (killer whale)
Lineage: Eukaryota; Metazoa; Chordata; Mammalia; Artiodactyla; Delphinidae
Gene: SNRPG
Product: small nuclear ribonucleoprotein polypeptide G
Exons: 3
Coding region: 462-656 (64 amino acids)
Biological process (GO): spliceosomal snRNP assembly; mRNA splicing, via spliceosome
Cellular component (GO): U2-type prespliceosome; U12-type spliceosomal complex; U4 snRNP
Molecular function (GO): RNA binding
Source: RefSeq, a predicted model, not a curated record